Messenger RNA from Lycium barbarum (goji berry), 1398 nucleotides. RefSeq names its product protein trichome birefringence-like 33. The coding region runs from base 24 to 1289 and encodes 421 amino acids. The record is from RefSeq and is a predicted model, not a curated record. The transcript has 6 exons. Lineage: Eukaryota; Viridiplantae; Streptophyta; Magnoliopsida; Solanales; Solanaceae. Gene Ontology annotation, molecular function: O-acetyltransferase activity. Gene Ontology annotation, cellular component: Golgi apparatus.
UGGUGCAAAAAGAAUUUCAAUAGAUGGAAUUGCCUUCUUCUUCCUUACCUCUCUUCAGAAAAGCUCGUUUUUAUAAUUAUCUCUUCCUAUUACUAAGUUUGGUUGUAUUUUUGAUAACUUACUCAUCCUAUCUCCUUCCCUCUUCACCGUCAGUCACAUCCUUGGCCACUUUGAUUUGGCCAAAUCCAAAAGUUGGAAAGAAGAACAAGGAUAGGUUGCCACCAUUUGCAAUUCGAGAAAGUGAAAAAGAUUGCAAUUUAUUCAGUGGAAAGUGGGUUUGGGAUGAGUCAACUAGGCCUUUAUAUGAGGAAUCAGAAUGCCCAUAUUUACUUCCUCAGGUGACUUGUCAAGAACAUGGCAGACCAGACAAGGACUAUCUCUAUUGGAGAUGGCAACCUAGUGAUUGUCUUAUUCCCAGAUUCAAUGCAUCACUGAUGCUGGAAAGUCUUCGAGGGAAGAGGAUGAUGUUUGUAGGUGAUUCCUUAAAUAGAGGCCAAUUCACUUCCAUGGUAUGUCUCCUCCAUAAAGUCAUACCAAACGAGGCAAAAUCCCUACAUAAAGUAGAUUCAUUCACCAUCUUCACAGCAAAGGAUUAUAAUGCAACAAUUGAAUUCUACUGGGCACCUUUUCUUCUAGAAUCAAACGCAGAUCAUCCUGGCAAACAUAGGGUACCUGAUCGAAUUGUUCGAAAAGAUUCGAUAGAUACACAUGGAAAACACUGGAAAGGAGUCGAUAUUAUGGUGUUCAAUACAUAUAUUUGGUGGAUGAGUGGCCGUACAUUCAAGAUUCUGAAUGGGACAUUUGAUGAUAGUGUAAAAGACAUAGCAGAUGUGCCAACUGACAAUGCUUAUCGUAUGGGGAUGGAUAAUUUAUUGAGAUGGAUAAAGCAGAAUAUGGAUCCAAAAAGACAUAGGGUCUUUUUUACUAGCAUGUCACCUUCUCAUGCAUGGAGCAAAGAGUGGGGAGGAGAUCUAAAUGGAAAUUGUUACAAUGAAACAAAAAUGAUAGAGGAUCCAAAGUAUUGGGGAUCAGAGAGUAGAAAAAGCAUAAUGCAAAUAAUUGGAGAAGAAUUUGACAAAUCCAAAGUGUCAAUUACAUUUCUCAACAUCACACAAUUGUCAAUGCCACGAAGGGAUGCACACACAUCAAUAUACAAAGAGAGAUGGGGACCUUUAAGUCCAGAAGAAAAAGCAAAUCCUUCAAGCUAUGCAGAUUGUAUACAUUGGUGUUUGCCUGGACUUCAAGAUGUUUGGAACGAGCUUUUAUUUGCUAAGCUUUUCUAUCCUUAACUUUUGUAAUUGGUGUAACAACUUUUGUUCUUAGAAUUUUCUCACUAUAAACAAUUGAGUUCAUGUUCUAUGCACUGGCCAUGUACUCUUUUUUACGAUAUUGGUGACC